Messenger RNA from Clarias gariepinus (North African catfish), 3151 nucleotides. RefSeq names its product collagen beta(1-O)galactosyltransferase 1a (gene colgalt1a). The coding region runs from base 157 to 1977 and encodes 606 amino acids. The transcript has 12 exons. NCBI's taxonomy places the organism in Eukaryota, Metazoa, Chordata, Actinopteri, Siluriformes, Clariidae. The record is from RefSeq and is a predicted model, not a curated record. Gene Ontology annotation, molecular function: procollagen galactosyltransferase activity.
UAGUGGAUGCAGUGUUGUCACUGGGCUGAAUUUUUGUCGGUCAAUUUAUAUUACCCGAACCUCCUUAAAGCAGUUUUGAAUCUGUGAUUUCGCUUCAUGAGCUCAGUUUAGUGUUUCUGAAUACAAGCUGGUGUGUAUGAAGGGCAUUUUUCGGCGAUGUUCGGGCUUGUUUUGUGUCUCUUGUGUUUGCUAAACAUUACCGGCCCGGGUCUCGGUUACUUUCCCGAGGAGCGCUGGAGUCCCGAGUCUCCUCUUCUGGCUCCCAGGGUCGUUAUUGCACUCAUCUGCCGAAAUUCGGCCCAUUCCCUGCCUUAUUUCCUCGGAACCAUUGAGCGAUUGAAUUACCCCAAGGACCGCAUCGCACUUUGGGUUGCGACCGAUCAUAAUGCAGACAACACGACGUAUAUGCUCCGAGACUGGCUCGUCAGCGUACAGAAGCUGUACCACUACGUGGAGUGGAGACCUAAAGAGGAGCCCAGUGCAUACGAUGACGAGGAAGGACCCAAACACUGGACAAAUCACCGAUACGCUCACGUGAUGAAGCUGCGUCAGGCUGCACUCGAAUCAGCCCGAGAGAUGUGGGCUGACUAUUUAAUGAUGGUUGACUGUGACAAUCUCCUGAUAAACCAGGAUGUGUUAUGGAAGCUGAUUAAAGAGAAUAAGACCAUCGUUGCCCCGAUGCUGGAGUCUCGAGCAGCUUACUCCAACUUCUGGUGUGGUAUGACCGCUCAGGGUUAUUAUAAGCGCACGCCUGCGUACAUACCGAUACGCAAGCAGGUGAGGAAAGGCUGCUUCCCUGUGCCCAUGGUUCACUCCACCUUCCUGGUGGAUCUGCGCAAAGAAGCGUCCACACUUCUGGCAUUUCACCCUCCGCACGACGACUACAACUGGGCCUUCGACGACAUUAUAGUUUUCGCCUUCUCAGCUCGAAUGGCAGAGGUGCAAAUGUUUGUGUGUAACAAAGAGACGUAUGGGUUUUUGCCUGUUCCCCUGCGCUCCCACAACACUUUUCAGGAUGAAGCCGACAGCUUCCUUCAUUCUGUCCUGGAGAUAAACGUGCGUCAUCCCCCAAUAGAACCCUCCCGGUAUCUCCGCCCGCCUGUCAGUCAGACCGAUAAGAUGGGCUUUGAUGAGGUGUUCAUGAUAAACCUGCAGCGCCGGGCGGAUCGGCGGGUUCGCAUGCUCAGAGCGCUCCGCAUGCAGGGGAUCGACUGCAAGAUCGUGGCUGCUGUCGAUGGCAAAGCUAUGAAUGUGAGUGAGAUACACAGUUUGGGGAUUCACAUGCUGCCAGGCUACAGCGACCCCUACCACGGCCGGCCUCUCACAAAAGGAGAGCUGGGCUGCUUUCUUUCCCACUACAACAUCUGGAAGGAGAUUGUCGAGCGUGGACUGAAGACUUCCCUGGUGAUCGAGGACGAUCUGCGGUUUGAGAUUUUCUUCAAGCGCCGUCUGAAGAAUCUGAUGAGUGAGGUGGAAAGAGAGGGACUCGACUGGGACCUGAUUUACAUCGGGAGAAAGAGGAUGCAGGUGGACCAUCAGGAGAAAGCCGUGCCAAACAUACACAACCUGGUGGAGGCAGACUAUUCUUACUGGACUCUGGGAUACAUGAUGUCAUUACAAGGAGCUAAAAAGCUGCUGAAGGCAGAGCCUCUGAGCAAGAUGCUGCCUGUGGAUGAAUUUCUUCCUGUCAUGUUCAAUAAACAUCCUGUCUCAGACUACAUGGAGCAGUUUGAGACGCGAGACCUGAAGGCAUUCUCGGCCGAGCCCCUGCUGGUUUAUCCAACUCAUUACACCGGUGAACCGGGCUAUAUUAGCGACACAGAGACGUCCACCGUAUGGGAUAACGAAGGCGUGCGCACGGACUGGGACAGAAAACGCUCACGCAAGACUCACGAGCAGGACGAAAUUAGCACGGAAGCUCAGAACUCAGACGUGCUGCAGUCUCCUCUGGACAGCACGGCCAGAGAUGAGCUCUGAGCCAUGCUCUGUCCCAGAAUUUUUUUUUUUUUUUUUUUUUUUAACCUUACCACACUGUUUGUGCCUUUUGACUGACCAAAGAAAGACCUCAAGUGUUGGAUUCAAGUUUUUUUGUAUCUAUCCUAAACCUCUGUGUUUUCAGUCUUAUGAUCCUAUGAUCAUCGGUUCCCGUGACUGAAGGUUUUCCCGCCUGCAGAAGUUCACUCAUUUCAGUCCAAGAGUCAAAGAUUUGGUUCAUUUGGCACUAGUAGAGUCUAUUAAUACUAUUAGUAAUGUUAGGGAAAUCUUUUUUUUUUCUUGUUUUUUUUGCAUGAUAAUACAGCUGUUGUGUUUUUUUAUACUAUCUUGUCCAUCUAUGCAUCCACAAGGGAAAGCAUGUGUGUGGUAUCACAUUUUACAUUUCAUCAUCAUUUGUACUAAUAUAUCAUCAUGAAAACUUUACAGAAGGUCUAUCAUGAGAAGAGACAGUUGUUUUUGCAGAAGAGGCACUUGAUUUUACAGGUCAAAUGAGAUGAUGCGUAAAAGAACAAAAUAUGUCAUUGAAGCAGUCGUAUUGAGUGACAGUGUUGUGUACAUGAUACGCCUUAAAAAUGUAAAUGAAAUAACAUUUCAGAUUAAUACUAAUCAUUGUGGUGUGGUCUGUGACAAGGAUCACUGUGUGUUGACUGUUGUAGUUCUCGGUGCUUACAGGUUUCUUUCGUUCAGGGGAUUGGUCAUAGAGGUAAUUCCCCGUUAAAUGUAAUUCAAUCAGGGGAGUUCAAGUGACGAUACUGGCCAAGGUGGCACGGAGCACACUACAGUCGUUCCUGUAAGCAUUCAGUGAGAGGAACACCUGAUUCUUAAAAAUUUACAGAUAACUUGUUUUCACUUGUUGAAAGAUGUGCAUCUGUCUGUAGGAACUGUGCACACAACCCUUUACCAACACCACUUGCACAUCACAGGAAUUCAGCUAAGACCGAAUUCCUGUACACCCCAACCCCCCCACUCAUACAGUCCUGACCUCGUUCCAAGCUGUUUCUACAUGUUUGGGCCAUUGAAGGAGCCCUUUCUUUAGAAAACUUUAUACAUUGAUGGUAUCUAAGCACUAUUGAAACUCUGUGCAUUGAAACUCUGAUAAGUGCAUUAUUGUAGCAGGGGAUGAUGUCGAGAAAUAAAGGGAGUUUUUACACUCAUA